Messenger RNA from Clarias gariepinus (North African catfish), 4331 nucleotides. RefSeq names its product CBFA2/RUNX1 partner transcriptional co-repressor 2 (gene cbfa2t2). Gene Ontology annotation, biological process: negative regulation of DNA-templated transcription; DNA-templated transcription. The record is from RefSeq and is a predicted model, not a curated record. The transcript has 11 exons. Bases 397 to 2118 code for a protein of 573 amino acids. Lineage: Eukaryota; Metazoa; Chordata; Actinopteri; Siluriformes; Clariidae. Gene Ontology annotation, cellular component: nucleus. Gene Ontology annotation, molecular function: transcription corepressor activity.
ACGGGAGAGAAAAACAAAGUGAGAUUGUUAAGGAGUGAAAGGGUUUGGAUAGCUGAGCAACAAAAGACCGAAGGGGGGAAAAAGAAAAGUGGAGCGACAAAUAGAGCUACAACCCCAGCGAGAAAGGAAGCGAGGGAGAAAUAAAGAAGUCUUUUUGAAUCUCCUCGCCCAUCUGGACUCCAUCUGCGUUUCUCUGGCGGCAAGAAGAGCUUGGGCUGCAGCUUACAUAUGCAGGGGGCUUAGACACAUGCCCCACAUAUGAAGGCGAGAAAAGAGAAGCGAAAGGGAGCCGUAAACAAGCUAAACCAAGGGACUGAUUUGUUUUUGGAAUAAGAGUGAAGGAAAAAAGGACCGUCCACAGAGAGGUGAGACAGUGGGGAGAAGAAGGUUCUUGCCAUGCCCGGUUCUCCAGUGGAUGUAAAGACUCAUUCCAGACCGGCAGUCUCCGCCAUGCCCCCUCUUCCCUCAGUCAACCCCAGUGGGCCUCGGCCUGCUGCCUUUUCUUCCACAGCAUUGUCCAACGGGAUGAACCAUUCACCACCAACCCUCAAUGCUGUCCCCUCCCCACCUCAGCGCUACAGUAACGGGCCAUCCUCUUCCUCUUCCUCUUCAUUGGCCAAUCAGCAGCUUCCAGCGACGUGCGGUGCUAGGCAACUUAGUAAACUGAAGCGGUUCCUUACAACAUUGCAGCAGUUUGGGAAUGACAUCUCACCUGAGAUUGGAGAGAGUGUGCGGAGCUUAGUCCUAGCCUUGGUGAAUUCUACAGUCACUAUUGAGGAGUUUCAUUCCAGACUACAAGAGGCCACAAACUUCCCCUUAAGACCAUUUGUCAUCCCUUUCUUGAAGGCAAACCUACCAUUAUUGCAGAGAGAACUGCUUCAUUGUGCACGAGCAGCUAAGCAGACUCCAGCACAGUAUCUUUCUCAACACGAGAACUUGCUGCUCAGCACAGCGGCACCUUCUCCUGCAGACUCCACUGAGCUACUGCUAGAGCCAAGUGACAACAGCAAGAGACACAGCCCUAGCAGAGCCAAGGAAAAUGGCUUCCACGAGCGACCCCCGGCACCAUUAGAGCCACCAGCCAAGCGAAUCUGUACAAUUAGCCCCGCCCCCAGGCAUAGCCCUGCCCAUCCUGUGCCCCUCCAGAUUCAUCCAACACCACCCCCUCUCCAGCACUACGCUCUGGAUGACAUCAGCACCCCACACCUAUACAGAGAGCCCCAUCGCAUCCUGGAGCUCAGAGAACUGAAGGACAGGCCACGACUACCUGGUACUAAUGGGGGCUACCAUGAGGAACCAGUUGACCACAGACUGACUGAGAGAGAGUGGGCUGAUGAGUGGCGACACCUGGACCAUGUGCUGAACUGCAUCGUGGACAUGGUGGAGAAGACGAGGCGUUCAGUGAGCGUCCUGAGACGCUGUCAGGAAUCUGACCGCGAAGAACUCAACUACUGGCGACGGAGGUCUAGUCAGCUCGAUGGUGCACGCAAGAGUGCUCCAACUCCCAGUGCUGUGUCCUUCUCUAAAUCGCACAGUCCUCUCUCUACUGAUGCAGUCAGUUCUGAUCCUCAGCGGGAGAUCUCUCUGCAUGCUGGCUCUGGCUAUGUGCCCGAUGAGAUCUGGAGGAAAGCUGAGGAAGCAGUCAAUGAGGUGAAGCGGCAGGCGAUGGAUGAGGUGCAGAAGGCGGUGGCAGAGGCAGAGCAGAAGGCCUUUGAGAUGAUCGCAGCUGAGAGAGCUAAAAUGGAAAAAACCCUGGCUGAAGCCAAAAGGAAAGCCACAGAGGACGCAAUUCAGGUCAUCAACGAACAAGAGGACUCCAGCGAGUGCUGCUGGAACUGUGGCAGGAAGGCGAGUGAGACGUGCAGUGGGUGUAAUGCAGCUCGCUAUUGCGGCUCCUUCUGCCAGCACAAAGACUGGGAGCGUCACCACCUGAUCUGCAGCCCGGGCCUACAGGCUCAACCCAAAGGAGUGUCCACCCUUAACACACGCGUCCUGACCAAAGCCCCUGAGAGCAGCCCAGCCAAGAGCCUCAGCCUGGAAAAAAACUCCAACACCUCACGAGCCUCUACUCCCCCAAGCCCCUCCUCAGCCUCCACCCCUGACACCAACACACAUUAGAGGAAACACUAGAGAAGAAAUAUGGACAUUUUACAUCUCAGUGACAUGACAAAGACUAUUAAUAUCAGAAAACCAAGAAAAAGGAGCCACAUUAAUGGACGCAGUAAUUGGAUAUUUCACACAAAUGAUGGGAGUAAUUGCUCAUUGUUUUUUCAGUUGGACAAAAAACUGUAUGGACAUUUCUUUUUUUUUUUCAAGUUAAGAAUGUGAACAUCACUUUACUGCAGUAAAGUACAGCAAUGUUCUGAUUCUUUGUUUAAGGAAUAGAAAGAAAAAUCAUCAGAUGAUGGCUGUAUCUCAUUACUGUCCAUUGAACUGGUGUUUAAUGAUUCUUCUUGCACAAACAAUGUUUGUCAUUUUUGUGAGUGUGUGUAUGUGUGCAUGUUUGUGUAUGUUUCUGCUGCAUGUGUUGGACAAUUCGAUUGCUUGUAGAGCAAUAUAUUGAAGCAGAAACACCACUGUUGUCCAUCUAUUAAUACAGUUGUGAUCACAAAAGUUACACUUCAACAUAUUUAAUUUAAUACAAGUCUGCUGUUGCUGUCUAAAUGGAAUAUAUCAGCAACUCAACAGACAGCAAACAAACAAUACAAUGGUGCAACUUGCAUGAAUUUAUGUUUCUGUACUUUAAGCAUGGUUUCACGAACCAGGGGGAGUAUUUUACAAAGUAAGUUAAUAAAAUCCAGGCUGAUUUGUAGUAGUCAGGUUUAAUCUAGACCAACAGGCUGUUCCGUAAUCUGUGAACAAUAUUAAACUUUAGCUGUGGACCACCUUAGCCGUGAUGUGAUUUAUAUCAAUUUAAUUAUCAGGAUGGACUGCCCCAAGUCCCAUGGAAUAGACUUAAAAAUAAGUGAUGUAUAGAAAAUGAGUGAGCAUAUAAAUUUUAGCAAGUUAUCAAACUGAUGGCCCUUGAAUUUGUGGCACUUGUGUAUACACUGAAUACAAGAACGUUUCUUAAUGUGUCAGAACUGAUAAUACAUGCAGAAAUUAUUUCCUUUAGUGCAGUGAUUGUUCUGGGUUGAUUCCAAAAGGCUAAUGACCUAAAAGAAAAAAGUUGAGCAAUCUUGGGUGAGGUUCUAUUUAAUCAUCUGUUAUUUCCGAAGAACUUUAAUUUGAAAUAAAAAGAAAAAUGUAAAAUUUCACAUUAAAAAAUGUCACUGAAUGCAGACCUUAUGGCCACUCUGUCUGAUCUAAAGUGUGUGUGUGUUUGAUAUACACUAUAUACUUCCAAUAAAUCCUCCCAGGCUGCACAAUGCAUCAUGCAAUGAAAGAUUUAUUGGGUUUGCAGCAAAUUAGUUGAGCUCAUCAGACUUUGUCCAGUAGAAUCAAUUAAGCCAAGUUAAACUUGACCAAUAACCAGUCACAGAGGAGCCCUGUCCAAAAGCAUUUCUUAAUAUUAUAUAAAGUGUUGAAGUAAGUUACAAAAAUAGCCAGGCUUGCUGGAAUAAGCUUGGCUUAUCAGGUUCACUCACUUUGUGCAAUACUCCCCCCUGGCCUAAAUUUUCCAGACUGCAGUGAAGAGCAGUGCAUAGUCACACGUGGUGUGAAACCUUAUCUGGUGCAAAAGUUAGGACACAGAUCUUGUGGCUGCAGUAUAAGAUAACAUUAUGUUCCCAGCUAAAUUUGUCAAUUAUGUAUUUGCAGAUGUGGUUUUCUUUUUUUAAAAAUUGUCACAAGCUUGUUGGUUAUAUGUGUAAAAUGGAAAGACUAGGUUUAAUCCAACUGUCUAGAAUUAAAGUUAUCUACUUCAGAAUGUUGAGUUUGGGUUGUUUACAGCUUGUUCUUUUACAACAUUUUCCCCCCAAAAAAUUGAAGAUUAUUUUAAUCCUACUAUCAUGAGGUUCCAGGUAAAUUAUGAAUAAAUGCGGGAUAGAAGCUUAACACUAAGCUUGUGACAUUAUCCUUAAUACUACAUCAUCAUUUUGUACUGUAGCUUACAGGUCUGUUAUGAUUGGCAUAAACUCGCCCUUUCAUUAGUUUGACCACAGUACAGAAAUGUCAUGCCAUUGUGUCAUAUUUGAUGAACUGCAUAAUCAACUUGGUGUAAAAUGGUCCUUGAAAUGAACGUUAUGUUUUCUGGUGUUGCCUGUAAGUGUUGCAACUGAAUCUAUUUAAAUCUCAGGAGUACAUUAUAUGUAAAUAAAUUUAUUCUCUUGUUCACGUUUAGAGAGGCUAGGGUUUUGUCAUUUGUUUUUUUUGUUCCACAUUGGUGUCAA